Messenger RNA from Pimephales promelas (fathead minnow), 2250 nucleotides. NCBI's taxonomy places the organism in Eukaryota, Metazoa, Chordata, Actinopteri, Cypriniformes, Leuciscidae. The record is from RefSeq and is a predicted model, not a curated record.
GGUGUUGAGCAUAAAAUGGCGCACAGUGCAGUGGGCAGAGAAACAGAUGAUGAUCAGCCACACAGAGAAAUGGCAGAAGCCAGUUUCUCAUGGGCUGAGGAUCAGUUCAGCUGUCCAGUGUGUCUGGAUCUCCUGAAGGAUCCAGUGACUAUUCCCUGCGGACACAGUUACUGUAAGAGAUGUAUCUCAGACUACUGGGAUCAGGAGGAAAUCUACAGUUGCCCUCAGUGCAGAAAAACCUUCAUACCAAGACCACUUUUAAGUAAGAAUGUGGUGUUUGCUGGGAUGGUGGAGCAACUCAACGCGAUGAGAAUCCAAUCUACUCAUGUUCCUCCUCCUGUUUCUGCUCCUCGUCAUCAUCCUCACACUGGAUCUGGAGAUGUGCAGUGCGACUCCUGCACUGGAAGAAAACAGAAAGCAGUGAAGUCGUGUCUGGAGUGUCGAAGCUCUUACUGUCAAAUUCACCUUGAACAGCAUGAGAGUCUCUUCAGAAGUAAAGGACACAAUCUGAUGGACGCCACUGGACGACUGCAGGAGAAGAUCUGCCCUCGACAUGGUAAAAUGCUGGACAUUUACUGCUAUACCGACCAGCUGUGUAUCUGUGUGCUGUGUUUGGUGGAUGAACACAGGAAUCAUGACACUGUAUCAACUGCAGCAGCGAGGACAGAGAAACAGAGACAUUUUGAAGAAAUGCAGGGAAACAUCCAGAUGAGAAUCAAGCAAAGAGAGGAAGAUCUCCAGGAGCUGAUAGAGGCUGUGGAGUCUCAUAAGCGCUCUGCACAGACGGCAGUGGACGACAGUGAGAGGAUCUUCACUGAGCUCAUCCGCUCCAUUGAGAGACGUCGCUCAGAGGUGACGCAGCUGAUCAGAUAUCAGGAACGAUCUGCAGUGAGUCGAGCUGAAGAACGACUGGAGCGACUGAUACAGGAGAUCGAUGAUCUGAGGAGGAGAGACGCAGAGCUGGAGGAUCUUUCACACACACAUGAUCAUGUUCAUUUCCUCCAGAGUUUGUCAUCAGUCUCUCUCUCUGGAUCUACAGACGGCUUCACUUUCAGUUCUCGUCUGUCUUUUGAUGAUGUAGUGAAAUCUGUCUCUCAACUCAGAGACAAACUUCUGCAGUUCUGCAGCGAGGAGACACAAAACAUAUCUGGAACAGUGAAAACCGUCCAGGUCAUUCAGUCUCCUGAAUAUCAGAUCAGAGAGGAGUUUCUACUGUAUUCUUGUCUGUUGACUCUGGAUCUGAACUCAGUGAAUAAUUGGCUCCGUCUGUCUGAGGGAAACACAAGGAUCACCGUCACUGACACACGUCAGCCGUAUCCUGAUCAUCCAGACAGAUUUGAUUAUUGGCAGCAGGCGAUGUGUAGAGAGAGUGUGACUGGACGCUGUUACUGGGAGGUGGAGUGGGCUGGAGAAGGGAAUUCAGGAGUGGCUAUAUCAGUGACGUAUAAGAGCAUCAGCAGGAAGGGAGAUGGUCCUGAUAGUGCAGCUGGACGAAACAAUCAGUCGUGGUGUUUGUUCUGCUCUCCAGACUACUGUUCAUUCUGGCACAAUAACAUUGAGACGGUUCUUCCUGUAGUCAAUGUCUCCAGUAGAAUAGGAGUGUAUGUGGAUCACGGCGCAGAGAUUUUGUCCUUCUACAGCGUCUCGGACACAAUGAGUCUCAUCCACAGAGUCCAGGCCACAUUCACUCAGCCGCUUUACGCCAUGAUUGGAUUAGGUAGACAGGCAGCAGUGAAACUGUGUCGUCUGACCAAUUAAAUCAGACAUAGAUUGUACCCCUGUAGCAGGUGUUCAAUACAGUUUUGUAAACUUGUGUUUACUUGUGUUUGUUUUCAGACAUGAUAACAGUCGUUUAAUAGACUUGUGCUUAUGCAAUAUCAUUAAUUUUUAUCGUGGAUGGUUAAUGACUCUCCACAACCUGCUUUUCUAGAAAUAUGGUAGUAUCGUAUCAUACUACAGCGCACAUUUUAUCAGCUGCCAUUCUGGCGCCUCAAGCUUUGUUUAUACUCGCUGCGUCCGCACGAGCGCGAAGUUGCGCUAGGGCCCAUUUUGUUUGGCGAUGUGCGUGGCAGAUUUUGUAACAGCGCGUGCGGCUCCACAUCCGAAGAUGCACGACUUCGAGCCGAAUGUGGCCAAAGAAUGAGCUAUUCUUUCAAAGAAUAGCAUAACGGCGAGCGCAUCAAGUAUAAACACCUGCAGUGUUUGACUGCGGUCACGCCAUCUGUGCUCUGGACAAGCGCGGUCACGCCA